AUGGAACCCUUAUCAGAUGAAACAACACUUCCACCGCAUCAUUAUAGGGCAUUUUCAAAUGAAGAACAUACGAAAACGGAACGACCAAAGCUGCAUAAAAGAAGACUAUCAUCAUAUGAUAGGAAUGAUUAUAAAAGAGAAAUGUAUCAUAAAACUUAUCGUCAUUCAGAAUCUUCCAUUAAGCCGGACAAUAACGACACUACCACCGCCAUCGACACCUCUACCGCUACUACUAUUAUCACUUUAGAUAAUACUGUCGGAUUUUCUAGCCAACUUUCUCCUAUCGGUGGAGUUGUUUACAAUGAUAAUGGGCAUGAAACUAGCGGAAAAGAAAUUACUGACGAAUUCUUAUCCAAAGAUUGGAAUACUCCCGUUGCUGCUAGAGGAGAUAAAGAAGAAUAA
Funneliformis caledonium is the source of this 402-nucleotide messenger RNA. NCBI's taxonomy places the organism in Eukaryota, Fungi, Glomeromycota, Glomeromycetes, Glomerales, Glomeraceae. The record is from the annotation of a GenBank genome assembly.